Messenger RNA from Dromiciops gliroides (monito del monte), 1594 nucleotides. It is a transcript of the gene CCDC34, whose product is annotated as coiled-coil domain containing 34. The record is from RefSeq and is a predicted model, not a curated record. Bases 92 to 1264 code for a protein of 390 amino acids. Lineage: Eukaryota; Metazoa; Chordata; Mammalia; Microbiotheria; Microbiotheriidae. The transcript has 6 exons.
GGCGGCGGUGGCGGCCUCGGCCUCCGCGGCGGGUUUCGCUCGACCGCCCCUCCCUCGCCCCGGGCCCGGGCCCGGCGGUGCCGCCGCGGCCAUGGAGAGUGAGGAGGGCGCGCAGCAGCCGCCGCGCAGGCGGGGAGAGGCCCCAGGCGGUUCCGGCUCGGACCCGCCGUCGUCUGCGCGGCCCGGCUCGAGCUCGGCGUCCGCCUCGCUGCUGUCCCGGCUGCACAGCCUGCAGAGCGACAGCGACGAGGCCGACGAGCUGCGGCAGCGCCGGGGGCGGCGGCGGCGGCGGCACCAGCACCGGCCCGAGCCCGCCGACCGGGCCCGGGCCGAGGCCGGCGGCGAAGCGCUGCCGGAGCCGGUGAGGCCGCAGACCCGGCCCACCAGGGCCGAGGAGAAGGCGCCGCCGCCUCCCGAGGAGGAAGAGGAGGAGAGCGAGGAGAGGGCAGACCGGAGGGGGAGGGCCUCGUCCCCGGAAGCUGGGGAGACCUCGGGGAGCGCCAGAAUUAAAGAAGGAGAAAAUUCAGAAAAAGAACAUCAGUGGCUUGUAUUAGAGGCGAAUCUGACACCAUGGGAAGAGUGGUUCGUUUGCAAAGAAAAAGAACAACGUGCUCGUCUACAAAACAGAGCCUUGGAGGAACUAAGUCUACAACAAGAAAAAAGAAAAGAAGAGGAAGAGCGUGAAAAAAGAAAAAAAUAUGCUGAGGAAAAACACAAGGAAUGGCUUCAGAAAAAGAAUGAACAGGAAAGAAAAGAAAGGGAACGGAAGCUUAAUAAAGAAAUGGAAGAAAAAGCAGCAAAGGACAUAGAGAAAGAGCAUUUGCAAGAAAAAGCUAAAGAAAAAUAUCAAGAAUGGUUAAGGAAAAAAAUAGCUGAAGAACAUGAGAGAAAAAAAAAGGAAAAGGAAAAAGAAAAGCAGCGGCUUGCUGAACAACAGGAAAAAAAAGAAAUCUCUGAAAAGAAGUUCAAGGAAUGGCUACAAAAUGUGAAAAACAAACCUCGUCUCAUUCCAAGGAGCUAUUGUUAUGUCAAUGGGAAACUGACAGGUUUCUACAAUGGAACUGCCUGCCCACCGCCAAGCUUUUAUAAUCCAAUCCCAUGGAAGCCUAUUCACAUUCCCCCACCCAAGGAAUCAAAGACUGUUAUUACUGUGAAGAAGAGCAAAAGACCUGUGUCCAGUCAGCCUUACAGGUCCUCAUCUUUGGUCUUUCAUAAAAACAAGGGCAAUCUUUGCCUUGGAACUCUGUGCAGAAUACAAAGAUAGUAUAUGUACCAAAUAGCCUAAAUGCUGAAAUACCCACUUUUUAAAAAAAACCUAGAACUAUUUUUGUUACUCAGUAUUAGCACAAUAUUUUGUGUGAUGAUUUACCAGUUAUCAUUUUUGUAUUUGUCAGUAGGAACCUUCAAGUUAAUUAAGGGAGAUAUUUGCACAUUUUUAUUAUUUUUGUAAAUGUUUCAAGGUUGUGUGUUUGUAAAAUUAGCAUCUAUGCAAUUAAGAAAUAUAUUUGUCAUUAACUUGUCUAUAACUGUUCUGUAACACCAAUAAAAUCAAAGAUUGUUCCUGUGUUCUUCCACAGUGUAUAUUCUUAGGAUU